UCCAAGUCAUUACAGUUGUUGUUUCAAUUGUUCGUUACAUUUGCUUGAUUCGUUAAGCAUAUCAAAAGUUUCGUUAAAAAUGAAGUCAACUUUAUUUGUUGCUUUAAUUGCUCUUGCAAUCUCAAGCUCAUUUGCCGUUAAAAUCAAAGGUUCAUGUCCUGACGCAGAACAACUUGCAGGUGAUGAUUGGGCCUUUUCAAAUAUCGAAGGUGAUUGGAAUGUUUUAGGUCGAAGUGAACAAACUGUCCCGAGAACUGUGUACAAUACUAUUGAGAUCGACCACUUAUAUCCUGGAAAGAUUGCCGUUAUUGAGAAAGGAAAUGCUCGAGACAAUGAUGUUAUUUCAUUUCUGGACAAGUAUAUCGAAAUGACUGUUGGUGAUUUUGAUGGCAAGUCAUAUUAUGAUACUGCUGUGCGUGAUUCCUUGGUUAUAUUUGAUCCAUUUUCAUUCGACAUCACAACCUCAGAUGGUAAACGAGGACAAUUUUGGAUUCCUUAUUGGGCUCGCCAAACAUAUGAUGAAGCCGUGUUAGCAAGUUGUGUUAAAAUUGACGAUUCAGCAGUUGAUAUUAAAGCUUGGUUUGUUUCAAAGGCUAAACAAGCUUCACCUUCACAAGAAGUUAAAGAUCUUGUUAAAGAAUUAACUGGAAACGAAUUGAUUAAAGUCUGUCAAGUGCCACCAUGUGAUAUUAGUGAUAAAAAUGAAAUUUUCAAUUAAAAUCUUCAUCUGUUGAUUUAACUCUGGAAUAUUAUUCAUGUAAAAUUUUCAAUAGCAAACUUUCCUGUUGAUUAUUCCCGAGUUAUGAUUAUUUAUCCUUGUUCAGGUUUCUCUGCCUUUGUCUCUUUGCUUUCCCAUCAGAUGGCUAAGAAAAUAUAAUAAAUAUAUUGUUGAUUAAA
This is a messenger RNA of Tetranychus urticae (two-spotted spider mite), 897 nucleotides long. RefSeq lists its product as uncharacterized. The record is from RefSeq and is a predicted model, not a curated record. Lineage: Eukaryota; Metazoa; Arthropoda; Arachnida; Trombidiformes; Tetranychidae.